AUGACGAUGGAGGCGGGCCGCGACGGGGAGCAGCCUCGGCAGCCAGCAGGGUUGCGGUGCGGGGCGCGCGGGGACCCCGGCGGCGGCGGCCCCCAGGAACCGGGCAAACAGUGGAAGAAAUUUUUGUACUGUGAACCACAUAAGAGAAUUAAGGAAGUACUAGAAGAAGAACUUUAUAUUAAGAGAGAUGAAUGCCACAUUAAAAAGAUACCUGCAGUGGCCCUGGAAGGGAUUUGGAGCAUUAAAAGGAAUCUCCCUGUGAGAGGCUUGAAGCCCGGACUGCCAAGCAGAAACAGUUUCCUGCCAGAAGCCCAGUACUAUUCCAGGCAUGGAGGGCUGAGAAGAUGAGACAAAUACAAUUUUCCAUUGAGAAGGAACCUCUUUCUCCUGAUGUCUGAAGAACGGAGAAGAAACCCAAGAUCGUGUCACAAUUUAAGAUGUGUACAAAAAAAAAUGUGUAUUAGUCUGUAACUUCUAUUAUUGGUAUUAAUGCUAUCUAUAAAUUAAUCCAAAGUAAUGAAAGAUUAUUGGUAAAGUUUGCCAAGCACCUAAAGACAAAGAAGGAAAAUAUUAUACCUAUUUUUAGUUGUCACAGUUGGAAUAUAUUUGGCUUCUAAUUCAGCGUAUUCUAUUAAAUAUGUGAAAUA
This is a messenger RNA of Galeopterus variegatus (Sunda flying lemur), 647 nucleotides long. It is a transcript of the gene CUNH11orf97, whose product is annotated as chromosome unknown open reading frame, human C11orf97. The transcript is spliced from 5 exons. Bases 1 to 348 code for a protein of 115 amino acids. The record is from RefSeq and is a predicted model, not a curated record. Gene Ontology annotation, cellular component: ciliary base. Lineage: Eukaryota; Metazoa; Chordata; Mammalia; Dermoptera; Cynocephalidae.